GUUUAGCAAGAAUCCCACACCCUCCAUAGGUGAUCAAAAUUCUUCACUUCCUACCUUCGUAUCUGAACCCCCUGGUCUGCCUUCAGUGGGACUCCUGUUAGGUUGGUUCAGCCAGAAUUCCCCCUAAUUGAUGUUUCCUCUUAGCAAUUUUCAGAACACCUUCUCCUUGCUCCUUGGUUAUAAAAUCCCACUUAUUCCUGGUGUAUUUGGAAUAGUUAGAUCCAGUUGUCUUCACCUCUUUAACUGCUGUCAUUUCUUUUUUCACAGUUGAGGACCCAAAACGUUGUCAUUUCAAGUCCUUGUGGCCAACAGAUUGGUGGUUUAUGGGCCAGCACCCUUUUUAUGCGUAAAAUACUUAAAACGCAUCCUGCAAUGAUGGUAAAGUGCUGAAACGUUUAGUAUGUGAGGACGGAUCCUAGUCUGGCUGCUAGACCUGGCGAUCCCCUGAGGCCGCCUGAGUUUGGGCCUCCUCGUGUCGCCGCGCGCCCCUCCUCCGGCCCUGAGUCACGGCGCCGCCAGAGUCCCCACGCCAGGAUGCUGCGGUGAGCGCGGCGGGGACGCCGCGGGGCCCCGGGUCGCAGCGUCGGGCUCUCGGCCGCCCAGCGGCGCCGUAGGGGAAGCCAGGCCCGCAGCCGCGCGCUCCCCAGCCGCCUACGGAGUCCGCCCUCCCCGGCUCUUCCUGACCUCCUCGGCGGGCGGCGGCGGGGCCUGCCUGUGCGCUCCGCGCCUGCUCGCGCCUGCUCUCCAUGGCGUUUAUCCGGAAGAAGCAGCAGGAGCAGCAGCUGCAGCUGUACUCCAAGGAGAGAUUUUCCUUGCUGCUGCUUAACUUGGAGGAGUACUACUUUGAACAACAUAGAGCCAAUCACAUUUGGCACAAAGACAGCCACCAUGAAAGGAAAAUCAGAGGCUCCUUAAAAAUAUGUUCAAAAUCAGUGAUUUUUGAACCAGAUGCAAUAUCCCAGCCCAUCAUCAAGAUUCCUUUGAGAGACUGUAUAACAAUAGGAAAGCAUGGAGAAAAUGGAGCCAAUAGACACUUCACAAAGGCAAAAUCUGGGGGGAUUUCACUCAUUUUCAGUCAGGUAUAUUUCAUUAAAGAACACAAUGUUGUUGCACCAUAUAAAAUAGAAAGGGGCAAAAUGGAAUAUGUUUUUGAAUUGGAUGUUCCUGGGAAAGUGGAAGAUGUUGUGGAGACGCUGCUUCAGCUUCACAGAGCAUCCUGCCUUGACAAACUGGGUGAUCAAACCGCCAUGAUAACAGCUAUUUUGCAGUCUCGUUUGGCUAGAACAUCAUUUGACAAAAACAGGUUCCAAAACAUCUGUGAAAGGCUGCACAUGGAAUGCAAAGCAGAAAUGGUGACACCUCUGGUCACAAAUCCUGGACACGUGUGCAUCACGGACACAAACCUGUACUUUCAGCCUCUCAAUGGCUACCCGAAACCUGUGGUCCAGAUAACACUCCAAGACGUCCGCCGUAUCUACAAAAGGAGGCACGGCCUGAUGCCUCUGGGCUUGGAAGUGUUUUGCACAGAAGAUGAUCUGUGUUCCGACAUCUACCUAAAGUUCUAUGAACCUCAAGAUAGAGAUGAUCUCUAUUUUUAUAUUGCCACGUAUCUAGAGCACCACGUGGCGGAGCACACUGCUGAGAGCUACAUGCUGCAGUGGCAGCGCGGACACCUUUCCAACUACCAGUACCUCCUUCACCUCAACAACCUGGCCGACCGCAGCUGCAACGACCUCUCCCAGUACCCAGUGUUUCCGUGGAUAAUACAUGAUUAUUCCAGCUCAGAACUAGAUUUGUCAAAUCCAGGAACCUUCCGGGAUCUUAGUAAGCCAGUGGGGGCCCUAAAUAAGGAACGGCUGGAGAGACUGCUGACACGCUACCAGGAAAUGCAUGAACCAAAGUUCAUGUAUGGGAGUCACUAUUCUUCCCCGGGUUAUGUGCUUUUUUAUCUUGUGAGGAUUGCACCAGAGUAUAUGCUGUGCCUGCAGAAUGGAAGAUUUGAUAAUGCAGAUAGAAUGUUCAACAGUAUUGCAGAGACUUGGAAAAACUGUCUGGAUGGCGCAACGGAUUUUAAAGAGUUAAUUCCAGAAUUCUAUGGUGAUGAUGUGAGCUUUCUAGUCAAUAGUCUGAAGUUGGAUUUGGGAAAGAGACAAGGAGGACAGAUGGUUGACGAUGUGGAACUUCCCCCUUGGGCCUCAAGUCCCGAGGAUUUUCUCCAGAAGAGCAAAGACGCGUUGGAAAGCAGUUAUGUGUCUGAACACCUCCACGAGUGGAUUGAUCUAAUAUUUGGCUACAAGCAGAAAGGGAGUGAUGCGGUUGGGGCCCAUAAUGUAUUUCAUCCCCUGACUUACGAAGGAGGUGUAGACUUGACCAGCAUCCAGGAUCCUGAUGAGAAGGUAGCCAUGCUUACGCAAAUCCUGGAAUUUGGUCAGACACCAAAGCAACUAUUUGUGACACCACAUCCUCGAAGGAUCACCCCGAAGUUUAAAAGUUGGUCCCAGACCUCCAGUUAUAAUGCUUCUAUGGCAGAUUCCCCAGUCUCUCCAGGUGAAGAGUCUUUUGAAGACUUGACUGAAGAAAGCAAAACACUCGCCUGGGAUAGCAUCGCCAAACUGCAGUUACACGAGCAAUAUAAAAUCCACAAAGAGGCAGUUACAGGAAUCACGGUCUCUCGCAAUGGAUCUUCAGUCUUCACAACAUCCCAAGAUUCCACCUUGAAGAUGUUUUCUAAAGAAUCGAAAAUGCUACAAAGAAGUAUAUCAUUUUCAAAUAUGGCUUUAUCAUCAUGUUUACUUUUACCAGGAGAUGCCACUGUCAUAAGUUCUUCAUGGGAUAAUAAUGUCUAUUUUUAUUCCAUAGCAUUUGGAAGACGCCAGGACACAUUAAUGGGACAUGAUGAUGCUGUUAGUAAGAUAUGUUGGCAUGACAACAGGCUCUACUCUGCAUCCUGGGACUCUACGGUGAAGGUAUGGUCUGGUGUUCCUGCAGAGAUGCCAGGCACCAAAAGACACCACUUUGACUUACUGGCUGAACUGGAACAUGAUGUCAGUGUAGACACAAUCAGUUUAAAUGCUGCAAGCACACUGUUAGUUUCCGGCACCAAAGAAGGCACAGUGAAUAUUUGGGACCUCACAACGGCCACCUUAAUGCACCAGAUUCCAUGCCAUUCAGGGAUUGUAUGUGACACUGCUUUUAGCCCAGAUAGUCGCCAUGUCCUCAGCACAGGAGCAGAUGGCUGUCUUAAUGUCAUCGAUGUGCAGACAGGAAUGCUCAUCUCCUCUAUGACAUCAGAUGAGCCCCAGAGGUGCUUUGUCUGGGAUGGAAAUUCCGUUUUAUCUGGAAGUCAGUCUGGUGAACUGCUCAUUUGGGAUCUCCUUGGAGCAAAAAUCAGUGAGAGAAUACAGGGCCACACAGGUGCUGUGACAUGUAUAUGGAUGAAUGAACAGUGUAGCAGUAUCAUCACAGGAGGGGAAGACAGACAAAUUAUUUUCUGGAAAUUACAGUAUUAAGUGCCUUUUCCUCUCCUGAAUAUUAAAUUGAACGCUAUUUAAUGCAUUUUUAAACCAAACUUUUAAACGGACUGGUGAAUGUGCAAUGAUAGUAAUUAGAAGCUUUACAACAUGGAAAAUGUGUGGUUUUAAACUUUCAAAAUCAUGGUGACUUCGUUGAAAGCCAUUAGUUGCCAUUCUCUUAAGGCAGAUGAAAUGUGGCAGUGUUUGUUAGGGAAAAAAAUGUUACAUCGAACGGCAGAUGAUCAUCCCAGUAUGAUGAUUGUCAGAAGACAGGACUGAGUAGCAGAGAGUAGCUAAGAGAUAAAUUGGCUGGGGAAACUUGUCAGAAAGCACUGAAGAAUUAAGAAUUUUCCAAGAAAAUGUGCAGUACUCUCUGCUACUUCUGAGGCUCUCUGUUUUGUCUCCCUAGUCUAUCACAAUUGCCACCCAUCAGGUUUUGGGUGUGUGUUUUCAUAGAGUGGUUACUUUCUAUAUUGCUGUACCCAGAUUCUAAGAACCUGGAGAAGGAUUAGCAGUUCUUAUAACAGUAAGUUUACUGUGUAUAGGAACGGUUUGUAUUUCAUUAUAGCUAUCCAUCUUUUCUACAUUAAAAAUAUUUUUCUCUAAAGAAA
Molecule: messenger RNA, 4123 nt
Organism: Callithrix jacchus (white-tufted-ear marmoset)
Lineage: Eukaryota; Metazoa; Chordata; Mammalia; Primates; Cebidae
Source: RefSeq, a predicted model, not a curated record